AUGCCCUCCGCCAACGUUUCUGAAACCUCCAUUGGUGCCCCUGUGCAUACCAAUGGUAGGGCGGCAUCAGCAGAGCCUGAAAAUUCCAUCAUUGCCAACAAUGAUAUAUCUACCUUCCGCCGUUUCGUUCCCUUGGUCAGCGAAGGAACUGUCACCUAUCUCAAUGCCUCCUUCGCUCCCCCUUCUAAUAUCAUCGUCCAUGAAGCUAUCACCAGAUACGCUUCUGAGGCACUGUAUAACCCGAUGCCCAAACCGACCUGGCAAGCAACCAUGAAAGACGUACGUCAGCUCCUCGCACGCUACAUUAACACCGACCCGUCCAACAUCGCCCUUACACGCGACACGACAGAAGCACUUGGAUCUAUAAUUCGCGGCCUGCGCUUCAAACCGGGCGAUAACGUAGUUAUUCUUGAUAGCGAGCAUCCCAACCACGCGUAUCAGUGGAUGUCUCUCCGCUCAGCGGGUCUGCAGGUCCGACAAGUUCCAACCAUCGAAGCUGAUAAGAAGGCAGGAAAGGUCAAAGCGGCGAAUGCUGAGACCUUUUCUCCUUAUGUCGAUGACCGAACAAUUGCCGUCGGGCUAAGCUCCAUUAUGUUUCACAGCGGCCAAUGGAACGAUGUUGCAGAUAUCUGCUCUACAUUCCGCUCAAAGGGUAUCCAUGUCAUUGCGGAUAUCACCCAACAAGUAGGAUUUGCUACUGUUGAUGUGCAGGCGCUUGGUGUUUCAGCUGCAGCAUUUUCACUGCACAAGGGCCUCCACUGUCCCACAGGUCUUGCAGCGUUAUAUGUCGACCCAGAUGUCAUCAGAGAUGUCGACCCAACUCCGCCUAUUGUUGGAUAUGGAGCCGUGAGCAACGUGCGAGCCGAUCUUCUUGUUCCUGAGGACCCUAUCGUUUACCAUCCGUCUGCUCAGCGAUAUGAUCACCUGAAUCUGAGUCUCGUUUCGGGAGUAGUUGCAAAGGCAUAUCUCAGCUUCUAUCUUGAUGUGCUUAAUCCAAAGGCGGUAGAAAACCAUCUCUACGCUUUGGGAGACAUACUAAAGCAUGAGUGCGAGAGUCUGGGUAUUAGCAUUGUCGGUCCCGAUAGCAGCAAGGAACAUGCGCCACAUCUCUACGUUCUAGAUCUUCAUGACGAGAGAUGGAUGCCUCAUCUGCGAGACAACGGAAUCAUCGUUACCUCGUAUCGAUUAGGAAUCAGGGUCUCAUUCGGAUUCUAUAACAACACGCAAGAUGUCAAGAAUCUUGCUACCAUCCUUAGAACGGGCAUUGAAGCGGGAAUCCAUCUGCCAAAGACAUCAUGUUAA
Fusarium sp. VM40 is the source of this 1302-nucleotide messenger RNA. The record is from the annotation of a GenBank genome assembly. NCBI's taxonomy places the organism in Eukaryota, Fungi, Ascomycota, Sordariomycetes, Hypocreales, Nectriaceae.